GCCCUCAGCUUGUACCCGCCUGUCCCGGGCAGCAGCAUCUUGAACGUGCAUCAGCUCGGGAACGUGGAGUCAGACCAGAGCCAUUGCCAGAUUCGACAGCGGGCCUCCUGGUUCAAUAAGGCCAGGCCUGGACGAGCCUUCACGUACCGCUUCGACUACUGGUACACCGGCAACCCGAAUUGCACUGCGGUCCCCAACUACCAUUUACCAUACCUGGGUGCUGCUCACCAAGAUGAAGUGACUUUUGUAUUGGGCCAGCCAAACUUCAUGGAGGAUGGCAGCUGCUGCGGCCUCUGGGGCCUUACCACACCGGACUGCCCGCACCUCACUCGCUGCGAGGCAUGCUAUGCCCCGAACCGAUUCGGCCAUGAAGGAUAUCGUGCUUACUUCAACGACAAGGAGUGGGGCUUUGCCCGAACCGUGGGCACCUUCUGGACCAACGUUGCAGCCAGCGGCGACCCCAACUGCAGGGACAAGUGUGACACACAACGCUCCUGGCCGAAAUUUGCAGCAGGAGGCGACGUGACUCAGAACAUCGUGCUCAAUGCCUCUCUGCCGGGUGGCUCGAUGGCUGAAGAGACCCCCCAUGGUCGCCCAGAGAUUUGCGCCUUUUGGGAUGCAGUCGCGGCUGACGUCGCGACCGAGCAUUCAGAGCCCUUGUACGCGUGA
Messenger RNA from Symbiodinium necroappetens, 669 nucleotides. The record is from the annotation of a GenBank genome assembly. NCBI's taxonomy places the organism in Eukaryota, Dinophyceae, Suessiales, Symbiodiniaceae.